Molecule: messenger RNA, 1302 nt
Organism: Gigantopelta aegis
Lineage: Eukaryota; Metazoa; Mollusca; Gastropoda; Neomphalida; Peltospiridae
Product: hemicentin-2-like
Exons: 7
Coding region: 18-782 (254 amino acids)
Biological process (GO): synapse organization
Cellular component (GO): neuron projection membrane
Source: RefSeq, a predicted model, not a curated record
ACUAUGACUAUGAGGAAAUGGGCUACCACCCGACGCCGUACUUCCUGCCCACUCCUACAAACGUGACGGUUCGAGCGGGAGACCUAGCCAUACUGCCGUGUUCCAUCAGACACCUCGGUACCAAGCAGGUCGCAUGGGGUAGACUGGGCGAAGACCAUUUCAUCACGAUCGGCACGUUCACGUGGGUGAAGGACAAGCGGUUCGUGGUGCAGCACCGUGAACUGCAGGGCAAGGUCACGGACUGGAACUUGCUCAUUAAGGGGGUCACCAAGCAAUACACGGGCGACUACGAGUGUCAGAUCUCGACGAAGGAGAAGAUAUCACGACACGUGCAUUUAACAGUCGUGGGUAUUAUUUUAAAAGGAAAACAGUUCGUAGAUGUUGGCGAUUCCAUCCACUUGGUGUGCAACGCGACGGCUGCGCAGCGCAUACCGGAAGAGAUAGACUGGUUCAAAGAAGGUGACAAGAUAGACUCUCAGCGCUUCAAGCAUAUAGUGAUAACCAAGUACCGGUCUCUGCGAGACCAGUCGCUUGUGAGCGAACUGUUCAUUGACCACAGCACCACGAGGGACAGUGGGAUGUAUAUAUGUCGCAGUUCAGAGAAGGAUAUAAACAGUAGGAAAGUGACAGUACUAGUAGCGGAUUCGCCGAAUGUAAAACGAGAACCGGGACGAACACAUUCGGAUCAGAAAAUUGCAUUAAAAAGUUUUUGCAAUACACAUCACUUGUCAACAUAUCUCAUCGUUUUCAUUGCAUCGUGGCACAUCCGGUCCGCACUUUGAUACAUACUUCACCCGUCAGCAUUGAAAACGAAAAGUGCCUUUAAUUGUCCACGCCAACUAAUCAACGGCAAGCGGAGCAGCCAGGUUAGCGUUUUGCCAACCAACAAGACUUGUACAUAUACAAAGACGAGAUUUGUUCAACUGAUGUCAACAUGUCAACAUGUCAUUUCACGACAGAUAUUAUGUGAUGUGUUAUUUGUAACAAUCAAACAUUGUGCUAUCUAUUUCAUUUCUUGUAUAUACUGUAGUUAGAUGAAUUUAGUAGAAAGUGUAUGCACAUUUUUGUAAACACAUUUAGUCGAUUUCGAUUUGGAGCGAAAGGAUUGGGAAAAAGUGGCGAGCUUUUCCAAAAGUUGAACGAAAAUGUACGUAAUCGAGUAAUCGAACACUAUUUGGUAUUUCAAGGAUUUAAAUCUUAUUUUUGUACUGGCUGUUUUUUUGGUAUCAAUGAAUACCAGGCCCGAUUUUUAUCAUCAUUUAUGUAGGGUAGGAGAAUUUUUUUUUACAUUUUCAUCCUCGA